AUGGGACGGCCGAUCAAGGAAGUGAGGCCACAGACUGCACAGGAAAUUUUUCUGGCCAAUCGUCAGUUGGGCGUCCUGCCAAUUAUGGCCAGUACGGCAGUCAGCUUUCUCUCGGCUGUAAGCCUGAUGGGUACUAAUUUAGAAGUGUACCUUUACGGCUUCCAACUCAUGGCAAACGUUCUGUGCUAUUUGGUGCUGUUUCCUUUGGUGUCUGAGUUCUACAUGCCUGUGCUUUACAAACUGAAUAUACUGAGCAUCAACCAGGUUUCCAGCAAUUUUGCGCUUUUCACCAUCUCAUUGUAGUAUUUCGAAAUGCGUUUCGGUGUAAUUGUUAAGGUCUUGGCGACGAUCACUUUUAUGUUUGAAAUGGUGAGUCAAAACGCAUUUCGCAGUUCAUUUUGCUGCUGAUUCGAAACAAAUUCCCAUUGAUCAAAGCAUAGUAUUUUUGAAAUUUAAAACUAGGAAUGAUUAAGUUGGUGCUAGUUACAAGUAGGCGUAUUUUUAAAUGUUCCUUGGCGAAUACGCUGUCUCAUAUGAUUAUAUUAAUAAUAAGGGUUCAGGGCCGCUUUUACAACUGCAGUCUCGAAUGCCAAAAUCUCGUCCUGUUACAUGAGGAAGAUGCUUAGGGUGGGACACUUAUCAAAUUUCGUAUCUACUUAGAAACUUAUGUUUUUGUUGAGCACUUAAACGACCCAAACACGGGACAGAGUUCCUUUUUGAAUUGUUGUAUAUUCUCAGUGUUCCUGUUUAUUUCUAUUCACUAGACAUUUUACGUGGGAACAAGUUUAUUUGCUCCCGCAGUCGCCCUGAGUGCAAGUACGUUCCAUCGUUUUUUCUGUAUAUUUAAAUCUUAAAAAUUCCUUAACUUUAAAACCGACGCUAGUAUGUACGUUUGACAAUGUAAACGAGGAGAUGAGUCCCAGGAUUCAGUCGUGAAGAAAGAGACACGAUCGCGUCUCCUUCAUCACAGUUUGCCAAACAUGGACUAUGUUACCGAUUACAUUCGUAGUUCGAAGGGAAGAAAAUAUACCCUCAGAGGACGUCGUUUGCCAGCCGGUCAUGUCGCCUCUACGUUUCACAGGAUGCAGUAAAUUUGAAUGCGUUCAGUACAUAGUACGUACUUUCAGUAAUAACUGCAGUCUGUUCGAGGUAGAACCGAUUAUAUUUGAGAACUUUUCUACUGACUGAUCCAACUAUAACUAGGAUUAAACUGUACCAUGUGCGGUGUCCCGUCUUCGAAGUUAAUGCACAACAGCAGAGAUUGCUCUAAUGCUGGGUGUUCUCAAAGCCAGAUUGACAUUAUGCUGAAUUCCUUAUUACCUUUCCAAUGUACGAUCAGAUGCUUGCAGAUUAAGAUAAAUGCUACAGUGUCAAAAGCUCACAGGAACGCUAGAGUACUCAAAAGUUUAGUUACUGGCCAAUUCGCCAAAACGUUUAUGGGCUUUGCGAAUUUUUAUGCAUACAUCAGGUGAUCGCACUCCCUGAACGCCUCACGGAAGGAGCGAAAACACGAUGGACAAAAAUCUACUUCUGAAACAGCACCUUUUUCUAUGUAUAGAAACUAGUGUCAUAACACAGAAGACAGCGUCCGCUUACGUAUUAAGCUUUUCCUUCAUAGUCAUCCUUUGUACUCUUCUGAGACUGCAUCUUAAUCCUCAGUGACGAAUGCGAAUCUUCUGUUAACAAUUCUUGGGACUGGUGCCUUGACCACAUUCUAUACCGCAAUGGUAAGUUACUUAUAGUAUACCAAUCUACUUCGAUCGAAUCGCUUCGGUAAAUCGCUUUUGCUGCACGUCCCUUAGACAAUUUCCUAUUAAAAGACGCAAUAGAGCAUGCCCUGUACAGCUGUGCGCCAGGCUUUGUCAAGGCGCACCCUUAGUACUGCGCAAACAUGAACGUACUUACAGUGAGUGACCGAUCACAUGAAAUGUUGCCUGAAAUUCUGAAAUGAGUUUACGAUUAGAAAGGAUUACUUGGUCGCGGUUGUAAUAUUGAUUACCUUGUGGCAUAAUCUUAUAGCAUCUCGGACUCGGCAGGAUGUCAGCUUUUGGAUAUACUGCUUUCACUCUCCUAAAAAGCGCAAUCGGUAAAAAAUGGCACCUAAAAAGCAUGAAGUUUCCCAAUAAUUUUCGAUGGUCUUGCAAAUUCAAAUAUAACCUAUAGAAACCAUAAACAAAAUAUGCUGCCUUUUGGUCAAUUAAUGGAGAAUUACGUCUUCUUUAUAUUUUAUAUUCAAGAAAGGAUUAGAAUAAGGUUUUAAAAUAGUUUAUUAUUAUGUGAAUUUUUAAGAUCGCGCAUGAACGCAUGCAUCUUAUAGACUGAAAUCACUAAGCGCUUGUGCAACGAAUGAUCAGGCUCCAAGUUAUUCAGCAAUUAGAAAACUUUUUAAAACCUAAUUAUACUUUUUCCUUGAAUAUAAAAUAUAAACAGUGUGAUUCUCUAUUAACAGACCGAAGGAAAGCAUAUUUUUAUGGGCUUUUAUAAGACCAUCAAAAAGCAAUGGGCAAAGUGCAUGUUAUUUAAGCAGUCAUAUUUUACCGAGUACGGUUUCUACAGGAGAUUGAAAAGCAGUGUAUUCGAAAGCAGACAUCCUGCUGAGUCCGAAAUGUUAUAAGAUUACGCCGCAAGAUAAUCAGUAUUACAUCCGCGACCAACUAAUCCUUUCUAAUCGUAAAAGCAUUUCAGAAUUUCAGCCAACAUUUCAUGGGAUCGGUCACCCACUGUACAUGGCUAGAUUGUAGACACAUUUCGAUUAUUUUAAAGUCACUUUUAGGAACGGUACAGACUUUUGUUGCUUUAUGCAAACUAGUUCACAGAUAUACGUGCGUGCAGUUAAAAUGUUCAUCCUAAUUGAAAAUCGCAAAAAUGUGUCCCCGUUAAGUCAACAAGAAUUUCGAACGUUGCUGGGUACUCAGUCAGGACAAAGAAAAGUAAUCGCAUGGUGUCUUGAGGUGGCCUUAUAUUGUUCCUGACCUAGGAAAAUCCCCAAAAAAGUUAUUAAUUACUGCAUUUACAGUAGGUGGGCUAACUCAUUAAAUGUCAAUCGAAAUUUAGAAAUGCGUUGUCGUUUCGAAAAAAUUUAUCACGUAUGGUUGUACAACCAAUCAUCAUGCUGCAUAAUUCUAUAAUGAUCCAGUUACAUCAGGAUGCCUUCUUUCAAAUGAACUUAUGGCCGACUGCAUUCAAGAAAUACACUCUGCUAAAAAUGACUACUUAUGUAGCAUUCACUUUUCCCAAUGAUUUUCGAUGCCCCUAGAAAUUCAACUUAAGUUCAUUAAACAUGCAUAAAAAUAUUCAUUCUUUAUUUCUUCGAUAUAAAAUUACGUCUUCUUGCAAUUUUUAUUUGAAGGAAAAGUAUAAUUCGGUCUGAAAAACUUCUUCAUUUCUAAAAUAAUUCUGAAACGGACCUCCUGUUAUACUUCCAUUCAGGGUUUCAAAAUUACAAGCCGUAUAUUUUCCGUGUACGGAAUACCAUACACUUCUCUACGGUAUUAAGAGUAGACCAUAUGGGGUUAUAACAUUUAAGCCGUGGAUUUAAACAAUACUGUUAACUUUACAAGCCACAUUGGUAAAUGCAGAUACAUGACGUUUUGUGAACAGCCAUUUCACGAUAUUAGAAACUCUCACAAUUAGAAACUUUUUCAAAACCGAAUUAUACCCAUUCUUCGCGUAUAAGAUUGCAAGAAGACGUAAUUUUCUACCGAAUAAAUAAAAGAACGAAUACUGUUGUGCAUGUUUUUUAAUUGAAAUAUAAUUGAACUUUCAAGGGCAUCGAAAAUCAAUAAGAAAACUGCAUGCCAAAUAUGUAGUCCUUUUUUGCAGAAUAAAGAUCUUUCGUGCGGCCGGAAAUAGGUUCCUUCGGAAGAAGACACCCCGAGGUAACUGGAUUAUUAUAGAAUUAUGUUGGACGAUGAUUAUUUCUACAACCAUACUUAAUAAAUUUUUUCGGAACAAGAACGCAUUUCGAAAGUUUUGUUGACAUUUUAUGAGUUAGUCCACCUACAAUAUGGGUAAAUACAAUCUCUCUGUGGUAAAGUUUACCAAAUGCAUUCACACCAUCUAAUAUUUUAUGCCAUUUUCCUGUGUAAGAUAAUUCCUCACUUGGAAUCUAAAUAUUGAUUUAAAGCAAGACUCGAACGUAGAAGUUCGUUCCAAUAGUGCCUUAGAAGCCUGUUCCGAAGCAAUAGAAUUUUUCGGAUUGGUUGAAGAAAUAUUAUGUUAUUCUUAAAAAAGAUCGGUCUGUAACGAUGUCACCCCAAUAUGAUUUGAAUUUUGCUCCUGUUUGUGUCGGUUGUGUACACUCACCUUUUCGAAGUCGGAUUUGUGUAGGCAUUUGGAGCUAAGUCCAAUGCUACAUGCGUAGUUCGACCUUUCGCCGUUAGUCCCCCUGAACCAAAGAACAUUCUUCGUCUACAUGACUGUACCCUGUCACUUAAGCUGUGUGACCUUUAAUUGGUAGGCGAAAUAGAGGCAGCGCAAGUCUUCUCCGCUUUUAACAGCUACACGCGGUGGUAGGAACAAUGGGAUCUUCUGCGUGAUGGCCUAUCUAGUCGAUUGUGGGGAUCAAGGAUACAUCCUAAAAUUAAAGAGAUAAGACUGCUUCUUUUUAGUUAAUACAAAAAUUAUUUUUUUAUGAUAAGUGUCCAUAUAUUCUUUAAAGUCUGAUCUAUUUUUGUGCCUAGGGUGGCCUAAAGGGAGUUGUUUGGACGGAUGUAAUUCAACUGACCAUUAUGCUGAUUGGCAUGAUCACGAUACUCGUUGUGGGGCUAGUUUCAGUGGGUGGUCCCGUUACACUUUGGCAAACGGCCUUGAUGGAUGGAAAGAUUGAUCAAAUCAGGUACAAACGUUAAUUUUUCAAUUACUAAUCAAUCCAUUCUACCACGGUAGAAGUGUGAAAAGUAGGUUUAUUACUGCUUACUUAUAUAAAUUAACGUUUUCGGUUUUAAGUGCCUCAUUAAACGCAUAAAAUACUUAAGAGUCUCAUUCGAAGUGCAGGGGAAAAUUUGACCAGCGGGAGUUUUUCAAACUCCCAUAGCUUUUAUCCAUAUUUGGUACGUCCUGAGUUGCCUCCUGCCUGCCAUAGCCACUAUAAACCUCACCGUCGUUUUUAUGAUAAAUAAAGCUCGUGAUGGCACCCGGUUUCUAAAUUCUACUAGGAUCCGCAACAUUUCUGCAGUAGCCACACAAUUGAAAUGUCUGCUGAGUGCCACCGAAGGGAUUUUCUCGCGGGCGCCGGUAGAUUCAUAAUUCAUUCGAGUGCAUUGCCUCGAGGAAUUCUCGGCCUUUCUUGAAAGGACAGUGAGCGGCGUUGCGGGCUUUGCCCCAAACGAAGGUGUGCUUAACUACUUGGGACAAAUGGCCUUGCCUUUUUACUGCCAACUAAUGCUCAUAAAGGUGUGCUGAGGCGGAUUUUCCAGUCUGGGCACAAUUAGGCACUUGGCGAACUCUUCCUUACAUUAAGAAUGUGUCUGAACUCUUCAAAAGACACGUACAGAAGCACCAAAUUCGAGCGGCGAAUAAACUUACGACUACUUUGGGCUCUCAUCAGGUACAUCCUAAGGGUACAGCUAGCCAGCUGAACAAGAAAGAGCUCGUCUACAAGAUCGUGUGUGAUGCAUAUUCUGGCGUACAGUAGAUGUGCUAAAUCAUUAAAUGUCAACCGAAAUUGCGAAAUGCGUUCUCGUUUCGAAAAGAUAAAUUUAGUAUUGUUGUAAAACUAAUCAUGAUGCAGCAUAAAUCUAUAAUGAUCCAGUUUUCCCAGGGUGUCGGCCUUCGAACGAACUUAUUUUCGGCUGCAUGCAAGAUCUAUGCUCUACAAAAAAUGACUACUUAAAUAGCAUGCAAUUUUCACAUUGAUUUUCGAUGCCCUUGAAAAUUUAAUUAUAUUUCAUGGAAAACAUGUAUACAAAUAUUCAUUCGUUUACCUUUUCGAUAGAGAAUCACGUCUUCUUCCAUUUUCAUAAUCAAAAGAAGAGUAUAAUUCGGUUUUAAAAAACUUUUCUAAUUCCCGCAUAAUUUUGAACCCGACCUGCUGUUACACUUGCAUUCAGGGUUUCAAAACUACAAGCUGUAUAUUCUCCGUGUACGGAAAACCAUGCAUUUCUCUACGGUGUUAAGAGGAGACCAUAUGGAGUUCAUAAAAUUAAGCAGUGGAUUUGAAUAAUAUUGUUAACUUUACAAGCCACAUUCGUAAAUGCAGAUACAUGACGUUUCAUGAACGGCCAUUUAACGUUAUUAAAAAAUCCUACAAUUAGAAACUUUGCUAAAACCGAACUAUACUCUUCUUUUGAGUAUGAGAUUGGAAGAAGUCGUGAUUCUCUACCGAAUGAGUAAAAGAAUGAACAUUAUUAUGCAUGCUUUCCAUGAAAUAUAGUUGGAUUUUCAAGGGCAUCGAAAACCAAUAAGAAAAUUGCAUGCUAUAUAAGUAGUCAUUUCUUGCAGAGUAUAGAUCUUGCAUGCAGCCAAAAAUCUGUUUUUUUCAAAAGCCGACAGCCUGAGAUAACUAGAUCAUUAUAGAUUUAUGCUGCAUCAUGAUUAGUUUUACAACACUGCUUAAUUUAUCUUUUCGAAACGAGAACGCAUUUCGAAAUUUCGGUUGACAUUUCAUGAGUUAGCACAUCUACAGUAUAUUGUGACCAGACUGGAAAACCCGCUUCGACACGCAUUUAUGGACACCAGUUUGCAGUAAAGAGGUGAGACUAUCUGUCCCAAGUAGCCAAGUACACCUUCGCUUGGAACGAAGCUGGCAUUGUUGCUGACUGCCCUUCCAAGAAAGGCCCAGGAGUCCUCGAGAAUGAAUCAUGCAUCAGCCGGCAUAUCGAGUUGGAUGUCGUAUACUGAAACCUGAAGAGAAAUGGAAGAGAAAAGAGCCAACCAGAUCAAAUUAACAAACGGCCGCCGCCUACCGGCGCACACGCCAAGCAAGUAUCGAUUUUAUGUGCACUCGUGACGUUAACUGUUUCUUGCUCUCAGAUUUGCUCUCCGUUUGGGUCUGAGUGCGACCUGGGGAGCUAGCGUCGAAAUUUUACGCAAUACUGCCUCGCAAGAGGUGACAACCGCAUGAGCCGGGGGCUGCUUGAGUCAUGGUUUACUGGUCCCCAGUCCAGUAACACGUGCAAUGAUCUUCCCCUUUCGUACUCGGUGCUGAGACCUCACCUAGGCGGAGUAAUUGGCCACGCGGGGAGCGCACAGGUGAAUACUUUUUCCAACACCAGGCUCAGCUCUUCAGAUAGUUGAGCAAUCGUCACACCAACAUCCAACGCAAGUGAUGAAAUUGCAGCAAUUAAUGACGCGAAUGUCGGCCAUCAAACCACGAUCUCUGAUGAAGGGGGGAGCUGUGAAUAUUCAUAGGUAUGCGGUAGCAUGGCUACUGCAUCCGAUAAAUACCGCAGCUCCUUAUGCACGAACCACCCGUAUCUGCUUUUGCCUCUGAUGAUGGGUUCGAGCAGGAAUCCGAAACGUUAGGCUAAAAAAUCUCUUGUCCCAGCGAUCAUUCCAACUAUAUGCAUAUAUAACGAACAGGUAAGAAAGCAGUAAUAGCCAAAUGGCGAUGGUUCAAAGGGUAGGCGGCAUCGCUUGCUAUUCAAAGUACUGACGAUUUGCCCUGGUGAUCGACAAAAUACAACUUCAUCACAAAAUUUGGUUCCUUGAGGAGUGCCAUAUACCUCAUAUUACAGUCCAACAGGGCAUUUGAAUACGUAAAAUCUAGGGAGGUCUGACCGCUGUUAGCCGGGACUCCUGGCACAAGUUCCCCUUCCAUUCCACAACCUAUUCACAGAUGACUGACUAGGUCAGUAUUGUCUGUAAAAUGCAGACACGAUGGGAAUAGCUUGACAGUGUUGGUUUUGUCGGGAGUUCCUUCUAUUUGCUGAGUUUGCCCGUGUUUCUGUGAGUUUUGGAGUGUGCGAUAGGAGUCAGACGUAAAGUAGGGCUGCGAUUAUGUUGACAACCGAUAACACGAUUGCGUCGGUGAUGUUGGCGUCAACUGAACAGAUACUUUUGCCGCAGUUGCUUCCAAGGUGACCGACACGAUCACUGCAGGCAUUGCGGUAGAAUUUGCGAAUUGGUGGUGGUGGUGGUGGUUGAAUUGGUCCUCAGCAGUCCAGCCUUGCGAGUCUUUAACUUCUUUUUGGCCUACUGCAGUGAAUCGAAUUUAAGGAAGUUUGUUGUUGGAUCACUAGGUCUGCAUAUUAACUACAAUACCUCUCUAGUUCCCUGGGUCGGUGCCAAGAUGUUUCAACGACUUCUUCACAAUUUUCAAACAUCGGUGCUUAUUGUUUAGCGCGUAGCCAACGCAUGCGGCAAAAUCCUUCCGAUGGCAAUAAACAGGCAUUUCCAUCGUGUGGCUACUUCAUUAAAGUUUUAUCUGCCUCAACAUUGCAGAAGUGUUGCGGAUCCUAGUAGAAUUUAGAACCCGACUCCCAUCACGAGCUUUUAUCAGUAAAACAACGACGGUGAGGUUUAUGGUGGCAAUGACUGACAUGAUUUACUUCAAGUUCGUAUUUACUUUCUUGGGAAGUUAAAAAGCGCCAAUUUCUAAAUUGGAGUAUCUACCAGAAAACAGACGGGAAACGCCGGGGUACCCACUGACGAACCGAACUCCUCGUAGCUACGCCAUGAAUCGGCAGAAUAUCGGCAAAACUCGCGUGUGUGGGCUUUUAGUUAGUACCUGUGCUGUUAGUAUGGUAUCAUUUUACCCUAAAUGAGGCAACUUACCUUACGUAAAUCUAACGCUAUGUCAUUCUGUAUUCUGGCUGUAAAUUUCACAAUUUCUUAAUUUUCAAAUGCAAUACUAUGAUGAAGAUGAGAAAGAAUAUGAUGCGGACAUCUCGACUUCGUGUAUACCGGUGAAUUUGCUUCUUUUUAGCUUUAGUGCCAAUCCCUUCAUUCGGUACACCUUCUGGAGUUUGACAAUUGGAUCCAUCGGAGCUUACAUGACACCCCAGGCCUCUAAUCAGGCUCAGGUUCAGCGAUAUCUGUCUUGCAAGAGCCUAAAAACCGCGAAGAAGUAAUUUUGUCCCAUUUAUUUAUUUCUAUUUAUCUUCGCUUGCAUUUUUUAUUCUUUGCACGCAACAUAGGAUUUAAAGAAUUAUCCUGCAAGAAAGUGUCCCAGUUCUCUAGCGCAAAUGGCUAUACGUGCUGAAUUUCCAACAAGUGCAUGUUUGUGGAAUUGCCAUACGUAGGAUGCGGGACAAAUCGAAUGGCUGUCUGAAGCACUUUCUCAAAAUGAGAAUGCGCAAGCAAGACGAGGGACAAGGUCACGUAAGCCAAAAAAUUUGACAAGCACUAUCAUAUGUCAAGAAUAUGCCGGGAGCCAUCAGUCGUCUUCUUACUUCACUUGGAAUUGUACUUUGCCAUAGACCGGAGUCAUCCACCAGGCACCAACUAACGAGGCCAAAAGAUUCGCUGCUACAGCAGAAAAGGCUUGGAGUCGUCUACCAGAUCUCGUGCAGAUGUGGACAAAGAAACCUCGUCGGAGAAAUUGGGAGACCUAUCCGAACGCAGAUGGCCGAAAAGGCAGCAGCAUUAAAGCGGAAAGAUGCCAGGUCAUCCGACGGGACCUGACCGCACCUUCAAGCUCGAUGUGGCCGAAAUUCUCACCUGAGGCGGCAACCGUGCGAGCUGCGAACUGCUUUAGUUACGAUUAUUCAGACAUUAGUCUGUUCAUUCGUGUAGUGACCUCCACCCACAACUCUGAUUAGGCGAAGCAGUUGGCCAGGAGGGGGAGUGCCGUCAGUUCCAGUAUCAGCAAGCCAAAUGACCGAAUGACUCUUAUCUACGGCUGUCUCUGAUAAUGGGUCCUAGUGAGAAUCCGAAGUGUCAGGUAAAAAAACCCAUUGUUCCGGUGAACGCAUCUCCUAUUUCUGGAAUGACCAAGUAUUGUCGAGCCAAUACUAAGCAUCAGGAGGAGUUUGCGUCAAAAAAGGACUCGAAUGCGAACGUGUUAGUAAUCAUCACACCAGAUACUAGGUGUGUGGCAUGACAAAUACAUACUCUCAGUGUCCGGCGCCUGAAUGCCAAUCAGUCGUACCUGUGACUGAUGACAGUUUUGGAGAAAAAUACGAAACGCCAAAUAAGUAAAAUUUUCUAUUCUCGUACUCUCACUAACUUUGUACUGGUCCUCAGAUGAUUAUGGAGCAGAUAGUUAUCCAGUCAAAGCUAUAUGUUAGACAAAUGGUGGUAGAUAAAAUGUGACAAAACUUAACUAGAAAAGAGGAUAUGAAGGAAUUAUUUUCACAGCUAUUCUUUAGACGCAUUGGGUGUACGGGAGAGAAGACAUAUUUUUGCCGUCUACUUUUUAAUAUGAAAUUUCUCUUUAAGUAAAGCACAAGUUCGGGGUUAUCCUCUUCCAUCUUGGCGUGAGCAUCCUAGCAAAAUGUUCGAAUGAGCCGCAGUGUCCAAUUAAAAAAUUAAGAGUGCGUCAGUAAUGGCAUGUUAAAAUGCCAGGAGAUUCUUGAAAGGAGGUGGAAGCCAACAAAGAGAUAAUGAUGUUUAUUUUCACGGUUAUGAGAAAAAGGUUUAUUGGAAUGCAUGUUCGAAUCGUCUCACCUCUUACUCAAAUGGUCAUCUAAUUUAUAAUUGAAAGAGCAAUCCUACUGAACAUACCAAUCUACGUCAUCUUCACCAUUCUGCACGUGGCUGUCGGCCUCAUUGUCUAUGUCUAUUUUCGCGGAUGUGAUCCGCGGCUGAGUGGCCAACUUGCCCGAUACGAUAUGCUCCUCUCCUUCUUCAUCAUGAGAAUUCUCGCAAACAUUCCUGCCCUCCGUGGUCUCUUUCUCUCCGUCAUUUUCGCGGCAGCAUUCAGGUUAGCUCUAUAAUACUGUAUUGACAGUUUUGUUUUUAACGUAAAAUCAGCAAAAUGGCCAGCUUUGCAGUGACUAUGAAUCACACGCGAAAGGCUAACAGCCAAGCUCGAAUUCGGCAAUGAAGACUGUAAUUAUCUAGUAACAAAUGUUUAAUGACGGUGCCUUGCACACUUGUUUAUUUCAAAAGCUUAGGCGGUACAAAGGGAAGAUGUUACAUGUAUUUAGAGUAAAUUUACUAGAUCAUGAAAUGUGUGGGAACUUACACCGUUAGUUAUGAGCGAACCGGCAUAAACGAGUGGACCAAAAGUUCGAAUUUUGGAUGAAUGACCUUAGCUGAAUUGAAAACAUAAAAGAAAUGUAAAGAGGAAUAUUAUUUCGUUUAAUAAUUAAAAUCUGUUCAAAAGAGAGAAAAUUCCAAAACAUCCACAAUCGUUGCAACUGGUUAAACUUAAGAUUCAGGCAUACAGUAGAACUUUUCAUGAAAGCAGAGGAGUAAAUAAAAUAGCAUGAGUGGAGUAACGAAUGAAAAAUGAGCUUUCUUUCUAAGGCAGAUGGUCGUUUGGGUCAUAUUCGGAUAGGAUGUGGUUUGGUAGCUCCACCUGAACUAAAAAAACCCAGUCACCUCUAAUACGGGACCGGCGGAAAUAGGAGUUUUAUAGGUGGAGCCGAAGAACGCACAGGCGACGACGUCAAGUAGUUGUAUGCAGAAGAAAAGCUAUCGGCAGUGCGUGGUUAUACUUUCGGUGGUUAAGAAAUAGUUACGCUAACCCCUAAGCCUAACCCCAACCCCUAACUAUAACCCCUUAUCCAAACCUCAACCACUAACUUGAACCUUUAGCCCUAACCCUCUAUCCAUAUUCCCAAACCUUAACACCAACCAAAACGGUAUUGUGUCCAUCAGGUGGGGCUACCAAGUCACAUCUUACCCAUAUUUGCGAAAUCACCCAAAUGUGAAAUGUCAUCACCAAGAAAAAUGAUCAUUUGAAAUAAACUUUCACAAUGAAUAUGCUCUAGAUCGUGUGAUAAUUUAAAGACAACUUCUUUAUUAGGCGUCUUAUUAUGAUAGUUCGCUGAGGACAUCUGAGUCGUUUACCUUUUUCUAGAGCAAAGUUUUGAUAAGAAUUAGAAACUCCAGUUGACUUUUCCCUUACUUAAAAUGAAGUGAUGAUUUUUCUUCUGCAAACGAAAGAACUGAAUUUUGCUUUUAUAUUGUAGACAUUUUCCUUGAAUAUGCUUACUAUAAGACUCCGUUCUACGAGUAUAAAUGCACAACAGGGUGGGUCAUGUGGGUGGAAAGAUAUUGCAAAAACUGCUACUCCCCUGUCCGUUCCUUUCCUAAAUUACGCGUUUGUGGAAAUCAGACCACCAAAAAACUGUUACCGUGUGUUCAAACGUAAAAGAGCCACUUGACGAAGAGUUUGUCGUGGUAAGUUAAUGAGUAUUCGCAAAGGAUACGAUAUGUCGAGAUGCUUACUCAAAGGAUUACAUGUGGAGUCAUUCGCGCGUUUCAAGCCAUGAAAGCAUACAGAUUUGUAAGUAUGACUUUUAAAAAUUGGCAAAAAAUAAGCUUCGCGUUUACACUUUGCUCACUUUGGUUUACGUGGAGAAGUGAUAGACUAUUAAGUACAUCAAGUUUCAUUGGGUAAACCACAUGACAUUCGGCUACUGUCCUUUGAUAGAAAAAACAAACAGAUAUGCGAACUUAGCCCGGGACAGCUAUUAACACCGAGGCUUACCUGAACACAAAGUAGCGUUAAAUUUCGCCUAAAUUUGUGAAAUUUUAACUGAUGAAAUCAUUUCUAGACGUAUAUUACAUGCAUAAAUGACAUCUUCCGGUUAAAGAGCGUCUUUACACAGCUUCGUUUGUAAGUCACCGGAUGUCUGCUGUGAAAAAUUAGAAACUGCGUGGUGCUCGUUGUCUUCCUAUAAACCGUCGUUUCAAGUUUACCGUUAAGAUUCCGUCUGACGAGCACAUCCAUGAAAAGCAACUGUUAUUCCUGUUCUUCUUCCCUCGAGAAUUUCAUAUCAGAGAAGGCUGCGUUGAGCAGGCUGUGAAGAUUUUGUAGCAUGUCCUUCUUUACGAUAACAAACGUGUCGUCUACGUAACGGUGUUCAGAGCAAUAAGCAAAACGUUCCAGCGCUCGAUAAUCCAUCUUCACUAUACAUACACCUGUAACUUGAACUUUCACUUUCAUUUGUCAUAUGCUUGAGUGUCAAGUGCAGCAAAUUUCAUUUGGUAAACCUCAUGAGCUUUGACUUCUCUCCUUUGAUAGAAAAAGACAAAAUUAGCCCAGGACAGCUAUUAGCGUGGGAAACUAUCCAAACACAAGGUACCGUUGGCUUUCGCUCAAAUUUAUAAACAUUUUAAUUGAUUAAAUUACUAAUAAAAAUGACAUCUUCCGGAGAGCGCGAGGAGAAUAAAAAUUGUAUAUCAUUUGAGGUGUCUAGGAGUGAUCGUUUUAGUUUUGAUCCCCAGGUUUCACGAGCUUGAUUUUAUACUGUAUGUAGGAAUUAUUUACUACGUAAUUCCUAUUUUGUACGAAAUGACUGGUUAAAUUUUGCUGCGUAAACCUAACGUCUAUAGGAGGAGCACCCGCUAUAAGAUAUAUAAAAAGAAUUUGAGACGGGUAAUCGUCAGUUUGGCCGCAAGGCAUUUAAAACCCCACAUAACAUGGCAAAACAUCAUAGUAUCCAAAUUCAAGGAAUGAAUUUCCAUAAAGCAACAACGAGGACUUCCCAUUUAGACAAAACCGCGUAUUUCCGCCUUUCUUUAUUUCUUUGGGUAAGGCGACCAGCAUAAUGCUAUCUGUUCAUACCUUUUACCCUUUGCAGCACGAUAUCUUCGGGACUUAAUAGUUUGGCUGCUGUUGGCAUCCAGGAUGUGUUUUUGCCGAUACACAAGAAUCGAUCACCGGAUAGAGAAAUCAGACCAGAACGGUUGGCAUUACUCUCUCGCCUUCUAGGUAAGCAUAUGGCCCUCAACAUGCGCUAG
Molecule: messenger RNA, 13797 nt
Organism: Spirometra erinaceieuropaei
Lineage: Eukaryota; Metazoa; Platyhelminthes; Cestoda; Diphyllobothriidea; Diphyllobothriidae
Source: the annotation of a GenBank genome assembly